CAAAAUCUGGUUUGAAGGCAUCAAUUUUCAGCGGAUGCUCCAAUUCCAAUUCCUAUUCCAAUUUUUUGGUUUUUGAUUUCCUCGCACUUCACUUCAACCUACUUUACUCCCAAGUCAGGAGGAGGAGGCCAUGGCUGCUGCUGCUGCUGCUGCUGUUGCUUUUGCUGCUGCGGCCGCGACGCCUUCAUCUCUUCCAGUUCCGCGCAGCGGAGGUGGAUUCCGCAACCGCCAACUCUCCGAUGAGUUCACCCGGAAUCGGAGGAGCUUCGCAAUUCGGUGUGAUUUGGACUCCAACGUCUCCGACAUGAGCAGGAACGCUCCAAAAGGUUUGUUUCCACCCGAACCCGAACGGUACAGAGGACCUAAGCUUAAAGUGGCCAUAAUCGGGGCUGGACUUGCCGGCAUGUCAACUGCUGUUGAGCUUUUGGAUCAAGGCCAUGAGGUGGAUAUAUAUGAAUCAAGGCCGAUAAUCGGUGGAAAAGUGGGUUCCUAUGUAGACAAGCGUGGAAAUCAUGUUGAGAUGGGACUGCAUGUUUUCUUCGGAUGCUACAACAAUCUCUUCCGCUUGAUGAAAAAGGUGGGUGCUGAUAAAAAUUUGCUUGUGAAGGAUCAUACUCACACAUUUGUGAACAAAGGGGGAGAGAUUGGUGAACUUGAUUUUCGAUUCCCAAUUGGGGCUCCAUUGCAUGGAAUAUAUGCAUUUCUGACGACAAAUCAGCUUAAGUCUUCAGAUAUUGCCAGAAAUGCUGUAGCUCUUGCCCUUAGUCCAGUUGUGAAGGCUAUUGUUGAUCCGGAAGGAGCAAUGAGGGAUGUUAGAAAUCUGGAUAAUGUAAGCUUCUCUGACUGGUUCUUGUCCAGAGGAGGGUCUCGCUCGAGUAUCCAGAAAAUUUGGGAUCCUGUUGCUUAUGCCUUGGGAUUCAUUGACUGCGACAAUAUCAGUGCUCGUUGUAUGCUCACCAUAUUUACUCUGUUUGCUACUAAGACUGAAGCCUCCCUUCUACGAAUGCUUAAAGGUUCUCCGGAUGUUUAUUUGAGUGGCCCCAUCAAAAAGUAUAUCAUGGACAAAGGAGGGAGGUUCCAUAUGAGGUGGGGAUGCAGACAAGUCCUCUACGAUAAAUCUUCUCGUGAUGGAGUGUAUGUAACUGGCCUUGCUAUGUCAAAGGCUACUCAAAAGAAAAUCAUACAAGCCGACGCUUACGUAGCAGCCUGUGAUGUCCCUGGUAUUAAAAGAUUACUGCCACAAAGUUGGAGGGAGAUAGAAUUCUUUGACAAUAUCUAUAAGCUUGUCGGAGUACCCGUUGUCACAGUGCAACUGCGAUAUAAUGGCUGGGUUACGGAGUUAAAGGACAUUGAACUUACACGGCAAUUGAAGCAAGCUGUGGGUCUGGAUAAUCUGCUCUACACUCCGGAUGCAGAUUUUUCAUGCUUUGCAGACCUCGCACUCACAUCUCCGGAGGAUUAUUACCUCGAGGGCCAGGGCUCAUUGCUUCAGUGUGUAUUGACACCCGGGGAUCCUUACAUGCCUCUAUCUAACGAGGAAAUUGUGAGGCGAGUCUCGAAGCAGGUCUUCGACCUCUUCCCAUCCUCACGAGGCCUAACGGUGACAUGGUCAUCGGUGGUGAAGAUUGCACAGUCACUGUACCGUGAAGAACCCGGAAAAGAUCCUUUCAGACCCGACCAGAGGACACCUGUAAGCAACUUCUUCCUCGCCGGCUCUUACACCAAACAGGACUACAUAGACAGCAUGGAAGGCGCAACGCUGUCGGGACGGCAAGCAUCCGCAUAUAUAUGCGAUGCCGGCGAAGAUUUGGUCGCCCUGCGCAAGGCUCUGUCGAGUCCCGCCGCCGCCGCUGCCGGUACGUCCGAUGAACUUAUUCUAGCUUGAUUAUAUCAUAUGAAAACUAUCAUUGCUUACAUUUCUUUCUUUCUUCAGAAUAGAAUUUAAACAAACAUUGAUUGAUAUUAAAAAUAAUUUGCCGAUUAAUUUAGGCCUUUUGAUCGGACAACUUAUCAAUUUGAUUCAUGUGAUAAAGCGUUAUGUGUAUUUAUGCAAUUUUAAUUUAUUAUGUGCUUUUG
This is a messenger RNA of Andrographis paniculata, 2076 nucleotides long. RefSeq names its product zeta-carotene desaturase, chloroplastic/chromoplastic-like. Lineage: Eukaryota; Viridiplantae; Streptophyta; Magnoliopsida; Lamiales; Acanthaceae. Gene Ontology annotation, molecular function: 9,9'-di-cis-zeta-carotene desaturase activity. Gene Ontology annotation, biological process: carotenoid biosynthetic process. Bases 131 to 1885 code for a protein of 584 amino acids. The record is from RefSeq and is a predicted model, not a curated record. The transcript has 14 exons.